AUGGGGGAGAAAGUUUCGGCCGCUCCGGAGCGGCUGCGGGGCGGCGGCCGGAUCGUCUCGUCCUGCUCCAGCUCCUCGGGCUCCUCCUCGGGCUCCUCAACUCUCUCGGAGGAGGGGGACGCCGGCUUGGCCCGGGACCGCCCCGGCGGCUGCUCGGACGCGGGGCGGCAGGCGGCGGCUCCCCGCGGGGCGGAGGGGGAGGAAGCCGGGCGGUGGCGGCAGAGCGAGGAGGCGGCGAGCCCAGGUGGGGGGCAGCAGCAGCUUCGGCCGGAGAGCGACGCCUCGCUGGAGGAACAGGAGGAGGAGCUUGAUCAUAUAUUAUCCCCUCCAUCUAUGCUGUUUCGGAAAUCCAGCAACCCUGAAGUCUCUUCUGGCCCUGGAAAGUCAUUUAAGUUUAAAAGACAGCUGAGUGAAGAUGGAAGACCGUUUAGAAGAGGAAGCCUUGGAGGAGCUUUGACUGGCAGGUACCUGCUUCCCAAUACCAUUGCACAGCAGUCAUGGCAACCUGCAGAAACCUCCAAUCUUGUUCGUAUGCGUAGCCAAGCUCUUGGGCAAUCGGCUCCUUCACUUACUGCUAGUCUGGAAGGGCCGCCUCAGAAGAGCCAUUUCAGCUCAACACGGCACCGUCAGAGACUAGUGGAACCAGCGGCUACAAAAAAGGAGCUGAGUCUUCCAAGAAGAGGAAGUUUUUGUCGGACAAGUAACCGAAAGAGCUUGAUAGGCAAUGGCCAGUCUCCAGCUCUGCCUCGGCCUCAUUCACCUCUUUCAGCUCAUGCAGGAAGCAGUCCUCAAGACAGCCCUAGAAAUUUCUCUCCCAGUGCCUCAGCCCAUUUUUCUUUUGCACGAAGUCAUGGGCACCGAAAUGACAGGACUGAUGGACGCCGCUGGUCUUUGGCUUCUCUCCCCUCCUCUGGCUAUGGUACAAAUACACCCAGCUCAACGGUUUCUUCAUCCUGUUCCUCCCAAGAGAAGUUACACCAGUUACCAUACCAACCAACACCUGAUGAACUACAUUUUUUGUCUAAACAUUUCUGUACCACUGAAAGCAUUGCCAGUGAUAACAGAUGCAGGACCACACCAAUGCGCCCUCGAUCCAGAAGUCUCAGCCCUGGACGUUCUCCUGCCUGCUGUGACCAUGAAAUAAUUAUGAUGAACCAUGUCUACAAAGAAAGGUUCCCAAAGGCCACAGCUCAGAUGGAAGAACGGCUUCAGGAUAUUAUCACCAACCAUUCUCCUGAUAACAUUCUUCCCCUGGCAGAUGGAGUGCUCAGCUUUACCCACCAUCAGAUCAUUGAGCUGGCUCGAGAUUGCUUGGAUAAAUCCCAUCAGGGCCUCAUCACUUCACGAUACUUCUUUGAAUUACAGCACAAAUUAGACAAAUUGCUACAGGAGGGUCAAGAGCGAUCAGAAAGUGGAGAACUGGCAUUUAUUAAGCAACUAGUCCGAAAGAUCCUCAUAGUCAUUGCUCGUCCUGCUCGCUUAUUAGAAUGCCUGGAAUUUGAUCCUGAAGAAUUUUACUAUCUCUUGGAAGCUGCAGAAGGACAUGCUAAAGAGGGGCACGUGAUUAAAACAGACAUCCCUAGAUAUAUUAUAAGCCAGCUGGGCCUGAAUAAGGAUCCUCUGGAAGAAAUAGCUCAGCUAGCUAACUAUGACAGUGGCACAGCAGAAACUCCAGAAACAGAUGAAUCAAACUCUAAUACAUCAGUGAAGCUCCGGAGGAAACCUCGUGAAAGCGAUUUUGAAACAAUUAAACUGAUUAGUAAUGGAGCUUAUGGUGCCGUUUAUUUUGUGCGACAUAAAGAAACCAGACAGAGAUUUGCCAUGAAGAAAAUUAACAAACAGAAUCUCAUCCUCCGAAACCAGAUUCAGCAGGCCUUUGUUGAGCGUGAUAUCCUGACAUUUGCAGAAAAUCCAUUUGUCGUCAGCAUGUACUGCUCCUUUGAAACUAGACGCCAUUUAUGUAUGGUCAUGGAGUAUGUGGAAGGUGGAGAUUGCGCUACUUUAAUGAAGAAUAUGGGUCCUUUACCUGUGGAUAUGGCAAGGAUGUAUUUUGCUGAGACUGUGCUAGCCUUGGAAUAUCUGCAUAAUUAUGGAAUCGUACACCGGGAUUUGAAGCCAGACAAUUUAUUAGUAACAUCCAUGGGACAUAUUAAGCUUACAGAUUUUGGGCUUUCUAAGGUGGGGCUAAUGAGCAUGACUACAAAUCUUUAUGAGGGUCACAUUGAGAAGGAUGCUAGAGAGUUCCUUGACAAGCAGGUCUGUGGCACACCUGAAUAUAUAGCACCAGAAGUGAUAUUGAGGCAGGGUUAUGGCAAGCCAGUGGACUGGUGGGCCAUGGGAAUUAUCCUUUAUGAAUUUCUUGUUGGGUGUGUGCCAUUCUUUGGAGAUACACCAGAAGAGCUAUUUGGACAAGUGAUCAGUGAUGAGAUCAACUGGCCUGAAAAGGAUGAAGCCCCACCUCCAGAUGCCCAGGAUCUGAUUACUGUACUGCUCAGACAAAACCCUAUGGAGAGACUGGGAACAGGUGGCGCAUAUGAAGUAAAGCAACACCAGUUCUUUCGUAGCUUAGACUGGAAUAGUCUGCUGAGACAGAAAGCAGAAUUCAUUCCACAGCUGGAAUCUGAGGAUGACACAAGUUAUUUUGACACUCGUUCUGAGAAAUACCACCAUAUGGAAACUGAAGAAGAGGAUGACACAAAUGAUGAAGACUUUAAUCUGGAAAUAAGGCAGUUUUCCUCAUGUUCACAUAGAUUUUCAAAAGUUUUUAGUAGCAUUGAUCGAAUAACUCGGAAUCAAGGUGAAGAAAAGGAAGAUACAGGAGACAAAACAAAAAAUGUGACGUUGCCAUCUGUGGAAUCUUUAAGUUGGAGUUCAGAAUAUUCUGAACUGCAACAGCUAUCUACAUCCAACUCCUCUGAUACAGAAAGUACCAGGCUGCGGCACAGUUCAGGUUUGCUUCCAAAAUUGGCCAUAUCAUCUGAGGGGGAUCAAGAUGAAACCACCUGCACAGGAGGAUCCCGGGAGGAGCAAGAAAAGGCUGCUUCUUUAAAUGAGGAGGCUGCUCAAGAUGAGCUUGAGGUCACCACUCCAGCAAGUACCAUCAGCAGCUCAACACUAUCAGUUGGCAGUUUUUCAGAGCACUUAGAUCAGAUAAACGGAAGAAACGAGAGUGUGGACAGUACAGAUAAUUCCUCAAAGCCAUCCAGUGAACCUGCUUCUCAUAUGGCUCGUCAGCGAUUAGAAAGCACAGAGAAAAAGAAAAUAUCUGGAAAAGUCACAAAGUCCCUGUCUGCCAGUGCUCUGUCCCUCAUGAUUCCAGGAGAUGUGUUUGGUGUUUCUCCUUUGGGAAGUCCUAUGUCCCCACAUUCCCUUUCUUCAGACCUUUCAUCCUCCAGAGAUUCCUCCCCUAGCCGUGAUUCCUCAAUUGCUUCUGCAACCCCUCAUCAACCUAUAUUAAUUCACAGUUCAGGAAAAAAGUAUGGCUUCACCAUCCGAGCAAUCAGGGUCUAUGUGGGUGACAGUGAUAUCUACACCGUGCACCAUAUUGUUUGGAAUGUCGAAGAAGGAAGCCCAGCUUAUCAAGCAGGCCUAAAGGCUGGGGAUUUGAUCACACAUAUCAAUGGAGAGCCAGUUCAUGGUCUUGUUCACACUGAAGUCAUAGAGCUGUUGUUAAAGAGUGGAAACAAAGUGUCAAUUACUACAACCCCCUUCGAGAACACUUCAAUCAAAACAGGCCCGGCCAGGAGGAAUAGCUACAAGAGCCGAAUGGUUAGACGCAGUAAGAAAACCAAAAAGAAAGAGAGCCUAGAAAGGAGGAGGUCUCUCUUCAAAAAGCUAGCCAAGCAGCCCUCUCCCCUUCUUCACACGAGCCGAAGUUUCUCCUGCCUGAACCGAUCCCUUUCAUCAGGAGAGAGCUUGCCUGGCUCCCCAACUCACAGCUUGUCUCCCAGGUCUCCUACCCCAAGCUACCGCUCCACUCCUGAUUUCCCAUCCGGUACCAAUUCCUCCCAGAGCAGCUCCCCUAGCUCAAGUGCACCCAAUUCUCCAGCUGGCUCAGGUCACAUAAGACCCAGCACUCUUCAUGGGUUGGGUCCAAAGCUUGGCGGACAAAGAUACCGGUCAGGAAGACGCAAGUCAGCUGGCAGCAUUCCUCUCUCCCCUUUGGCACGAACACCUUCUCCAACACCCCAGCCACCAUCCCCUCAGCGAUCUCCAUCACCUUUACUGGGGCAUUCAAUUGGAAAUUCAAAAAUAGCUCAGGCAUUCCCUAGCAAGAUGCACUCCCCUCCAACUAUUGUAAGACAUAUAGUGAGGCCAAAGAGUGCCGAGCCACCCAGGUCUCCACUGCUAAAGAGGGUCCAGUCUGAAGAGAAACUUGCACCUUCUUAUGGUUGUGACAAGAAACACUUAUGUUCACGCAAACACAGCCUGGAAGUGACUCAAGAAGAGGUGAAUAGGGAAUUGUCCCAAAGAGAAGUAACUCUUCAGAGCCUGGAGGAGAAUGUGUGUGAUGUGCCAUCACUCACCCGAGUCAGGCCUGCAGAGCAAGGCUGCCUGAAACGCCCUGUCUGCAGAAAGUUGGGUAGGCAAGAGUCUGUUGAUGAGCUGGAUCGGGAGAAAUUAAAGGUCAAGAUAGUUAUGAAAAAGCAAGAUCUUGCUGAGAAACAAGAUUGUCUGCAGAAAGCAAGCACUAUACAUGAGCCUAGUGAUGAAUCAGAAAAUCCUGCUACCUUAAGACUGGAAGAAAGAGACAAAAAAUCAUUUCAGAAGGCUUUGGAAAGAUCAAAUCACUUUGAAACUAAAAUUACUGCUCUGGAGACUCAGUCAGUAGGUGGCAUACUCAAAGACACCCUUCACAAGAAUGCAAACAUGAGACCAAAUGACUGUGUUCCCUUAGAUACACACAUGCUAUGUCAUGGGCCUCCUCUUAAUGAACUUAGUCAUCUCUCUUAUGACUUCAAAAGAAUUUCCCCUCCAUGUACAUUGCAAGAUGUGCUACCUCACUCAUCUGACAGGCUGCUAAAUGGAAAGGGAGAAAACACAGAUAAAAAUGCGCCAACAAAAGAAUUUGUCAAAUUUGAAAGACUAGAUGGUAAGCUUGCAAAUAUUGAUUAUCUGAGAAAGAAAAUGUCCUUUGAAGAAAAAGAUGACAGUCUCUGUCCAGUGUUAAAGCCCAAACUGACAUCAAAUGUUCAUGAAUGCCUUCAACUUAAUACAGUCAGACCCAUCAAUAUACAGCAGGAUUCCGCUACAGUUGCUGAUAGCAGAGCAUUUAUCAGUAGUGCACAUGCUGCUCAGAUUAGCUCAGUUUCUUUUGUUCCUCUCAAAGCCUUGAAUGGUCGAGUGGAAACUGGUGUGGAAAAAUCAGCCCUGAUUUCUACUGAGUCUCCUGUCAGAAAAAGUCCAUCGGAGUAUAAACUAGAAGGGAGAUCGGUUUCUUGUUUGAAACCAAUUGAAGGCACUUUAGACAUUGCCUUACUAUCUGGGCCACAGGCUUCAAAGACAGAAUUGCCUUCAUGCCUGCUACCAGAAAGUCAAAACACCAGCAAUGAUGUGGGCUCUUCCAUGCCUCUGGCAUCUCAAUGCAAUGGUGUAAAGGAGGAGACAUCCUGUCAGAAAGAGGUGUUGUCACCCCAUUCAAAGUCUAGUAAAUCUAAUCUACUAGAGCCCCAAUUUUCACAGUCAAGCAAGAAUUUUCAAAAUGCACCAGCAACCCCCAUGACCACAGAACUAGAAACAGGAAAAAAGGUUUCCAGUCCAGGUGUUACAUGCAACAUUUCUGUCAGGGAAGUUGAUCAAAAGAGAGAGGAUUCCCAUUCAAAACAGAAGGACCAUGCGACUGAAGCAAAAUUACACACUGUCCAAAAUCAGUGUCUCCACACUGCCCUGGCAUCUGCCACAUCUUCCACAGCCCAAGGCAACCCUGAAAAAACUGCAGGAAAAGAGAGGCAAACCCAAAAGGAGUUGCCUGUCAAGUACCCAGAGACACAAAGAAAUUACGAAUCUUUCCCUGCGAAGGCCGAGGGGAUCAGAAAUUCAUUUAUGAAGAAAUCUAUCCCAGAUGCUUUUAAAACAAGCGACUCCAAAACCAUUCAGAGAAACUCUGCUGACGUUGCCAUUCCCCUUCAAACACAUAGAACGAGAGUGCAGACAGCAGGCUCUAAGGUGGAGUCUAAAGAUGGCAAAGAUCUACCAAAACAAUUUGCCAAAGAUGACAUUGUCCCUGCUGGCUCUUCUGAAGAGAGGGACAUGAACAAGCAGGAGGUGAUGGACUCAAAGAGUGAAAUGUCUUUGCCCAAAAGGCCUGUACAACAAUCAGAGUCUAAUACUAAAAGUGAGAAAUCACAUGUGUGUUCCUCUGUGCAGGACAACUCCAAAGAUUUGAGAAAGAAAGAUCAGAAACAGUCUAGCAAUAUACAACUUCAAACUACGGAGAGAGAGCUACCCAACCUGAUUAUUAGGCAGCAAUUUAGCUCUUUAGGUUCCCCUUCUGAGAGAGAGAUUGUAAACAGAAAUUGUGUAAUAGAUGCUCAUGUGCAUUUAGGUGUUCAAGCGCAAGUCAAAGCUGGUUCAGCCUACAUGGAAAGCAGUAAUAAUAAAUCCAGGCAAAUAAAUGAAACUUGUUCCUCUAAAUCUAAGCACUCUGACAAAUUCACAUUUGCACAAAAGCAGUGCACUGCAAACAUAAAAGAAAAAGAAACAGUUAUUCAGCCCUCAGCUGGCUCUCGGAAAGAUGGGAAACAUGCCAAUAAAAGUGUGCAGGAUUCUCUUUCUUUUGUUCCAAUUUCUCAGAGAAAACUAAACAAUGAGCACAUUCAGGUAGAAAAGCCUCUGGGUCUGGAACGCGAGUCAGCACCUUCAAUCCAAAUCAAUAGCAGCACUCCUGAAACCAAACCUAAAUCCUCUUGUAAUGGCCAGGCACCAGCAGGCCCAGAAAACUCCAAGCAUUUUCUAAGUCAGGAAACAGCAGGCUUCAGUGAGGCUGCUGAUCAAAAGCAACUCUAUGUAAGUGAAAAGCAAAACAUGCCUCCAAAGUUUUCCACUGUGAAAGACUGUCUCUUAUUGAACAAACUGGCAGACAAGGGCCCAAGUAAUCGGGCCAUCACUGCAGACAAAAGACCUGAAGGACAAAAAUGCACUGAAGCACUUUAUGUUCAGAAUGACAAUGGGAAAUUGGAGCCCAGCCUUUUCCUUAACUGUGACCGGGGGAAAGUAGCAGAAAAGGCAGCCAUAGUUAGCAAAGGCUCUCCAGAUUCAAAAGGGAAGGGACAAGUUAGUCAAAAACAGUUAACAGAUACGAACAAGCAGAUUACAGCAAAGCUUUUAUCAGCUGCCACUGUGCAGAGUUCAUGUCAUUCAGCUGUAACUCCAUCAAAGCAGCUGAAUUGUCCACCCAACUUCCCUGAAUGUAGGCAACAAGCAUCUCGUUUGUCUUCAGCAAACAAUGAUGUGUCUUCAACCAAGGUUAAAACAGGCUCAUCAGAGCUUCCUGUCACCAGCUGCAAGGAACUGAAAAAGCAAGCCACCUCUUCUACAGGGGAUGGUAAAAGAGAAAUCACUAAGAGCGUUUCACUGUUGACCUUGCAUAGCUCUGCUAUCCCAGUAGAAGCCCUUCAUCCUGCUUCAAACCUUGGGAGUAAACCUGGAAAUCAAGAAAAACCUCUUUCUGCUAACAACACUGUGGAUGUAAAGGGAAAAGAUCCCAUUCAAGCUCAGCCUCCUGCUGCAAAAAAACAGAAUGUAGGUAAAGAUUUACCCAGGUCAGUAACCACCCCUGACCGUCCUAAUGCACUUUCAUCUGAUAAAGACUCAGUGCGGCAGAGGCGAGGAAAGGAUGCUUCACGGAGCAGUCCUCACAAAAAGUCCUCUCAAUAG
This is a messenger RNA of Emys orbicularis (European pond turtle), 7875 nucleotides long. RefSeq names its product microtubule associated serine/threonine kinase family member 4 (gene MAST4). Gene Ontology annotation, molecular function: ATP binding; magnesium ion binding; protein serine/threonine kinase activity. Bases 1 to 7875 code for a protein of 2624 amino acids. NCBI's taxonomy places the organism in Eukaryota, Metazoa, Chordata, Testudines, Emydidae. The transcript is spliced from 31 exons. The record is from RefSeq and is a predicted model, not a curated record. Gene Ontology annotation, biological process: cytoskeleton organization; peptidyl-serine phosphorylation; intracellular signal transduction.